GGACAAGCUUGAGGUCACGAUCAUGAAGAUUAUUUUAUUAUGAAUAGUAGAGAUUUUGUUGCGUAGAAUAUCAUUAUUAACUGUUUUGAAUUUGAAUGAAGUUGGAAGGUGUAUGAGCAGUGGAGGAGUCCGAUAAAACUGUCAAUAUGGUUCGAGCUUGGUACAUGGACGAUGAUGAGACAGAUCAAAGGAAAGAACAUCAUAGAAAUCCACCUCGGUUUCUAUCUCUUGAGGAAGUUUUUAAUCUUUCUGGAGUGGAAUAUUUCAAGAUAAAUUUGGACACUAUCAACUCUGAUGGAGUCCUGGACAAAUUGAAAAAGGAUAGGGGUUACACAUAUGAGGAUGAAAUGGUUUGCUCAGAGAAAUGCCUGCAGAAUUACCAGGAAAAACUGAAAAUUUUUUACACUGAACAUUUGCACACUGAUGAAGAAAUCAGACUUGUCACAGAUGGCUCUGGAUAUUUUGAUGUGAGAGACAAAAAUGAUGAAUGGAUCAGGAUUGAAGUAGUCCGUGGAGAUCUUCUGAUUUUACCUAGUGGAAUCUAUCACAGAUUCACUUUAGAUGAGAAGAAUUAUAUAAAAGCAAGAAGAUUCUUCAUCGGGGAACCAGUUUGGACACCUCAUAACAGACCAUGCGAUAAUAUGGAAUGCAGAAAAAAAUAUGUUGAAAGCAUCAAUUCUGGUAGUUAUGUGAAUGUGGUGUAGUGAUAAAUAAUUGUAUGUUUAUAUCCUGGAUAUAUAUUAUUACCUAACUAUUCAGGGUACCUUUCGUUGCCAUGAAUAUUGAAAAACAACAAAUGUAUAUUUUAUUUGACGUCACAGCAGAACAAUAAAAUAUAUUGAAUCCUAU
Phaedon cochleariae (mustard beetle) is the source of this 849-nucleotide messenger RNA. The record is from the annotation of a GenBank genome assembly. NCBI's taxonomy places the organism in Eukaryota, Metazoa, Arthropoda, Insecta, Coleoptera, Chrysomelidae.